Molecule: messenger RNA, 2034 nt
Organism: Pogona vitticeps (central bearded dragon)
Lineage: Eukaryota; Metazoa; Chordata; Lepidosauria; Squamata; Agamidae
Product: acidic mammalian chitinase
Biological process (GO): chitin catabolic process; carbohydrate metabolic process
Cellular component (GO): extracellular region
Molecular function (GO): chitinase activity; chitin binding
Source: RefSeq, a predicted model, not a curated record
UGCUCCUCCGAAAAGGGCCCCCCUCCAUGCCUCAUGCUUUCUUUGCCAAGACCCCCCUCCCUUGGUUUGCCACCGGUGGACCCUCCGCUUCUGAUUUCCCUGCCUUUGCCAGCGCCUCGCUUGCUUUGCCUUCCCCUCACCCUUGCCUCGUCCGGGGCCAGCGCCGCUACCGGCUCCGGCAACGCCUCCGCCUCUCCUCCAGCCACUCCGGUGGAGCCAGCCUCCUCCUCUCCAGAACAGCAGCCAGCUCCCCAGUCCCAUUGAGUUUCUCAGGGGAGUCGAUCCUUUGCUUGGGAAAAAAAAGCACCAGGAGCUGUGAGCGGCCGGUGCUUCUGCAAAGAGGGCUGCAAGCCAGCGGCAGCAGCGCGGGUGUCAGGAUGGGGAAGUUACCAUUGAGGACAGCAGCAGUUGUUUGCUUGCUGUUGAUCUGUUCAGUUAGUUGCCAGUAUGACUGCAGGAAAGAAAGCAAUAUGCACAAGCCAGUAAUUUCAACCAACUCUUCUGCCUACAAGCUGGUGUGUUAUGUCACUAACUGGGAUCAAUACAGGAAAGGAUCAGCCAAGUUCACACCAGAUAAUGUAGACCCUUACUUGUGUACCCAUCUGAUCUUUGCUUUUGCUGGCAUACAAAAUAACCAAAUUACUACUACAGAAUGGAAUGAUGAAUUACUUUACAGGCAGCUCAAUGCCUUAAAGAAGAAAAAUAACAUGCUGCUCACAUUGCUGGCUGUUGGAGGAGGCACCUUUGAUAAUGAGAAGUUCAUCACCAUUGUAUCCUCUCCAACAAAUCGCCAGAUAUUCAUCACAUCAGUGAUAAACUUACUCCGAACAUAUGGUUUCGAUGGUUUGGAUCUUGACUGGGAAUAUCCUGGUUCCAAAGGGAGCCCCCCAGAGGAUAAACAUCGCUUCACUGUUUUGACUCAGGAAAUCUCAGCUGCUUUUAGGAAGGAAAGUGAAGCAACAGGAUGCCCACGACUAUUGCUUUCUGCAGCAGUGGCUUCCAACAAAUAUACCAUUGAUGCUGGAUAUGAAAUUGCAGCCCUUGGGAAGAGUUUGGAUUUUAUUAAUGUGAUGACAUAUGACUUCCAUGGAAGUUGGGCACCUGUAACAGGACACAACAGCCCUCUCUAUAAGGGCUCACAUGACUAUGAUCCAGUUCCUUUCUACAACUGCGAAUAUGCCAUGAAAUACUGGAAAGACAACGGAGCCCCUCCUGAGAAACUCAUGAUGGGAUUUCCAACAUAUGGACGAUCCUUCAAACUUUCUGGUACAGAUACUGGAGUUGGUGCUUCAGCCUCUGGUGGAGGCUCUCCUGGAGCCUAUACCAGGCAGUCUGGUAUCUUGGCAUAUUAUGAGGUCUGUGAUUUUUUAAAUGGAGCUACCAAGGCAUGGAUUGAAGAGCAGAAAGUUCCUUAUGCUUUCAAAGAUGGUGAAUGGGUUGGAUAUGACAAUGAAAGGAGUUUUCAGUUAAAAGCUGAGUUCUUGAAGAGAGAACAAUAUGGAGGAGCUGUGGUUUGGACUCUUGGCAUGGAUGAUUUCUCUGGCACCUUCUGUGGUCAAGGACCCAAUGUCCUUGUUAAUAAACUAAAAGACACCUUCAAAAACUGAGGCCCAGUCUGUCUGAAGAAGCAUCUGUCAGCUCUCAUUUGUUCCUGCUGUAUUUCUGAUCUCAUUUUUGGAGGAUCUCUGGAUACCACUACCAGCAAUGGCAUGAUGGACAGCUAUUGGAAGUCUUUUCAAUACUGGUCACCAACUCUGGAAUACCUUCCCAAAGGAGGUCUGCUUGACAUCACAUUUCUCAUUAAUUGUACUUAGUUGUCAGACUCAAACCUUCUAAAAAAUUUUGGCAGGCAUUUGGUAUUUCAUAUUAAAACAAAACAAAACAUUGCAUUUUAUUGCUGGCUAUUAUGGAUUUUGUUGAUUUGCUUUUAUUUUUGAAGUCUGAUUUGUUUGUUUUUAUAUUUAUAAACAAUGUCAAGGACAUUGCUACUUAAGUGUUAAAUGAAUAUACUGAAUAAAAUGAAUUCUCAACAAA